GGCUUUCUAGUCUAGUCGCCGUCGCUUGACCCGGAAGCGGAAGCUCGACUGAGAAGACGACAAGAGGGAGGAAGGGCUUACAUUUCCGCCUCCCGCUUGCUUGUUUGCUGGCUGCCUGAGGACAGGUUUUGUCGCUGGGAUGGGGGCGACGCGGCUGCCGCCAUGGGCUGGGCCUUCGUCUGCCAUGUGAAAGAAGAUCCCUUUGCAGCUCUUUCUCCACCAUCAGGUUCAGUAAGCAGAGCUGCAAGAGCUCCACCUUCAAGCCUCUCAGCAAUUUUAUCUGCCUGUUCCCCACCCAAGACCAUCUGAUCAGUCAUAGCCCAAACAUGGGCAUUUUCAGCAGUGGCACCAUCCCUGUGGAACAGCCUUCCAGAGGAGUGCUCUGCUAAAGCUGUGAUGAAAUGGAGCCUGGGACAAAUUCUUUCCGAGUGGAGUUCCCCGACUUCUCGAGCACCAUCCUGCAGAAACUGAACCAGCAGCGCCAGCAAGGGCAGCUCUGCGAUGUUUCCAUUGUAGUCCAGGGUCAUCUUUUCCGAGCUCAUAAAGCUGUCCUGGCGGCCAGCUCCCCUUACUUCUGCGACCAAGUGCUUUUAAAAAACAGCCGCCGAAUUGUCCUGCCUGAUGUCAUGAAUCCUAGAGUGUUUGAGAACAUCCUCCUGUCAUCUUACACAGGGCGGUUAGUGAUGCCUGCUCCGGAGAUUGUCAGCUAUUUGACAGCAGCCAGCUUCCUUCAGAUGUGGCACGUAGUGGACAAAUGCACGGAGGUGUUGGAAGGAAAUCCUUCCGUCCUUUGUCAAAAGCUGAAUCGCAGCAACGACCACCAGUCUCCAAGCAGUAGUAGUUACAAUGGCCUCGUUGAGAGCUUUGAGCUGGGAACUGCAGGACAAGCAGACUUCCAUAAAGCCCAAGAACUGAGGGAUGGUGAGAAUGAAGAGGAAAGCUCUAAAGAUGAGCUGUCGUCUCAGCUAACGGAACAUGAGUAUCUUCCCAGCAACUCUUCUACGGAACAUGACCGGCUGAGCACGGGGAUGACCAGCCAAGACGGGGAAGAAGGAGCCAGCGACAGUGCUGAAUAUCAGUACACCAGGCCCAUCUAUAGCAAGCCCAGCAUAAUGUCUCACAAACGGUGGGUCCACGUGAAGCCCGAGAGGUUUGUGCAGGACUGUGAGGGGGCAGAGGUGCACACUGCUUAUGACGAACACCAGGUCUCCGAGUCCAUGAACGCCAUACAGGUGGACCACUCGAUCCAGACCUCCAGCUCUGAAGACUUCCAUGUCUCUGUGAAAAAAAUGGAAACCGAGUUCGAGCAAGCCGAUGAAAGCAACUACGACGAGCAAGUUGACUUCUACGGCUCUUCCAUGGAAGAGUUCUCCGGGGAAAAAAACGACGGAAAUGUAAGUGUCCACAGGCAGGAAGCUGCAGUCGCUGCAGGUUAUGGGGAAAGCCUUGAUGUGCCCUCGGGGAUCAAGGAAGAAAAUGCCCUUUCUGGGUUUUCUACAGCUGAUAAGCUCUACCCUUGUCAGUGUGGCAAAAGUUUCACGCACAAGAGCCAGAGGGACCGCCAUAUGAGCAUGCACUUAGGCCUCCGGCCUUACGGGUGUGGCGUGUGUGGGAAGAAGUUCAAAAUGAAACAUCACCUGGUUGGCCACAUGAAAAUCCACACAGGCAUCAAGCCUUACGAGUGUAACAUAUGUGGGAAAAGGUUUAUGUGGAGGGAUAGUUUUCAUCGGCACGUAACGUCUUGUACCAAGUCGUACCAGGCCUGUAAGGUGGAGCAGAACACUACUGAAAUGAACUGAAAGGGAGAGCGCAUGCAGAGUUGUUCAGUAGAGUCAGCAGGAUGGAUGCAUCGCACAGAGCGUGCCCAGGACUCGCUGUUCAGAACGCUUUGGUUUAAAAUGAUUUCUGUGGCAAAGAAUGGGAACACCUGUAGACGUGAGCGAGGAUGUCAGCCUCCAAGGCAUGUUUAUAGAGUCCGCUGCCAAGACUGCAAAUCGAGAAGCCAGCUGGAGCGAUGGUACUUUAUGGCGGUUAUAAAUGUUGCUAUUUAUUAUUUGUGUUUUAGUAGCACUUGGGUGCUCUCUUUGAAGGGACGCUUUGGACAUUGAAAAUUCACAGAGGUGAAGUGUGUGAAGAUAAUGUCGAACACCAGAAUUCCACAAUUGGGUGGAAACGUUCCUGAAUGGCGCUGCUUGGAUCAGCCAUCUGUGAUACUUGCCUUGAGUUGGCAAAAUAGGCGUGUGACCAGGUACCUGUCUAGAUCCAAAACAUGAGCUGCUGAGCGACUUUCAGGUGCCGACAGCUUUAACAAGUGGCUGCUCUUUGAUCGGUUGAACUUUGAGUUCCAUUGAUUGUCUCUGUUUGUCUUGGCACACAGUAUGUCUGCUUUUUUAGAAAAACUUUUUGUAUAGCACUUGGGCUAUAUUGUGAUGAACACUAGGGAUGGAAUAAAAUAUAUGCUCAUGAUUCAUCACCUUCCCCCUUUCCCUGCCCCAGUAGUGCCUAAUACAAUAGCCAGUCAAGUUUAGCCUUUGCUUUUGACUGCUGCAAUAGCAGGUAUCCUAUUUGUUCCCAUGUAGGCACAAAUGUUCUUUUUUGGCACUUGAGGGUUAAAGCAGACAUUCAUCUGGUUUAGAGUUUUAUGCUGUUUAGGAAAUCUGCUAACUCGUGGUUAAUUUGCCAGUACUUCAAAAAGAGAAUCUGUCUACAGAUUCUACUCCAAAGUUUGCAGGAUAAGCUACGGAGCACUAAACUCCUUGUUCUUUUCUCAGAGUUGGAGCCACAAGUGGCCUGUUUGACAGAUUUGGGGAAUCUGCUUGUUAAUCAGAAAUCAAGAUGGCUUUUGCCAGAUUCUCCUUGGCAGCGCUGUGCAGACAUCGCUGAUGCUGAGAGCAGUUUCUGAGCAUGGCCCUUAUCCUCUGCAGAGGAUAAAUUUUAAGCACUGGAUUCUUUUUGCAACCAGUUAUGGUUGCAGAUCUUUGUUUUUGCGAACUGCGGAGGCUUUCCUCCCUCCCCCUUUCCCUGUCCUUGGCCCAGUUAUAGGCUGAAUUCACGAGGUGGAGGCAAGUUGAUAUAGCUAAAGCUUUUAUGCUGCUAUUUGAUUGGAGGAAAUCUCCCCCCACCCCCUCCCCUGCCUUUGCUGUGGACAAAAGUGCCAUGAAUGGCAUCAGCUAUGUACGUUACCUGGCAGAGCAGUGCACGUGCUUCCUUAGCAGAACAAUUAGCCAGUGCCAAGGGGCUCAGCCAGUGCCAAGCAUGGCUUGUUUUUCCAAUCUGCAGCUCGUAUACUGUGAAUGGGAGAAAUUCAGUAGACCUUUUGCAUUUUAAAGCUACGUGCGUACACCAAGGAAAGCAAAUAUUUCUGAGGUCAUCAUCCUUUUGGCCCAACUCCCCAGGUUUUAACUAUCUUUUUUCAGAUAUGCCGUGUCUGCAGUAUCGAGCACCUGACACAAAGUAGGGGUUUGUCAGAGCCAGAUGCUGCAGCUUUUCUUUUGGUGCUUUGCUUACAGGUUUUCAAUUUAAGUCUUAAAAGCUCCUCCAAAUCGACCAGUAUACCAGUACUGAAGAUAUUUUCCUGCCCGCUGAAAGGCAGUUCUCUUAAUGUGUCUGCUUCCUUUGCACGACAAAUUCCGUUGCUGGCAAUGGGAACUCUCAUACAGUCAAUUGGCAGCACGGUGUUCUUGUUCCCCCUGAUCUGAACUCAGCAGUAUGCCAAGGCGGAAGUGGCAGCCGCUGACUUAGCCCUAGCGAUCAGGUUGAUCAGCACAGGGUUCUACUCGCUAACACUGUAACCUGCUAAAUGUAUAGAAGCACUUUGUAUUUAAAAACAGAUAACAAAGAACCUUUAUAAAUGUUUUUUAAAUGUUAAAAAAAGCUCUAUCUAUAUAUAUA
Heteronotia binoei (common prickly gecko) is the source of this 3891-nucleotide messenger RNA. RefSeq names its product zinc finger and BTB domain containing 43 (gene ZBTB43). Gene Ontology annotation, molecular function: protein binding; RNA polymerase II cis-regulatory region sequence-specific DNA binding; DNA-binding transcription factor activity, RNA polymerase II-specific. Gene Ontology annotation, biological process: regulation of transcription by RNA polymerase II. The transcript has 3 exons. NCBI's taxonomy places the organism in Eukaryota, Metazoa, Chordata, Lepidosauria, Squamata, Gekkonidae. The coding region runs from base 402 to 1799 and encodes 465 amino acids. The record is from RefSeq and is a predicted model, not a curated record.